This is a messenger RNA of Aspergillus brunneoviolaceus CBS 621.78, 3504 nucleotides long. RefSeq lists its product as uncharacterized. The record is from RefSeq and is a predicted model, not a curated record. NCBI's taxonomy places the organism in Eukaryota, Fungi, Ascomycota, Eurotiomycetes, Eurotiales, Aspergillaceae. Bases 1 to 3504 code for a protein of 1167 amino acids. The transcript has 8 exons.
AUGAAAAAUAUCAUGGGCCUGUUCCACCCAUCCAACCAACAAGGGCCCCAGGGCUUCUCUAGUCUCAUCCAGAACGCCUUCGAUGCCGCAGUGCAGGAGUUCAAAGCAAACCUCAACAACGACGCAGUCUACCAGAAGAUCCUCUCCGUUACCUCCAUCGAUGAAGUCUACGACCUUACCGAUCAGCUUCAGGCCGAACAAGGCAGAAAGGGGCACCUGCGACACCUGGCCAAGAUCGAGCCUUACCUGAACCGUCUCCGCGACUACGCAGCAGUAAUUGAAAACUUUGUCCAAAUCAAGCCGGAAAUCAUGGCCCUGAUCUGGGGUCCGAUCAAGCUGCUGCUCCAGUGGAGUAGCGUUCUCGCUCAGUCCUUUGAUGCAAUCCUUCAAAUAACGGGCGAUAUCGGGGUCUUGCUGCCGGAGUUCCAGGAUUGCGCGGUCUUGUUCGCGCAGAACAGUCGUAUCUAUGAUCUGAUGGUGCUGUUCUUCAAGGAUAUCCUGGACUUUUACCAGGUGGGGUUGAAAUUCUUCACCAUGUCGCGAUGGAAGUAUUUUUUCGAGUCUGUCUGGCCUCGUAAGAGAGGCCGUAUCAAUCUGGUCAAGACUCAUAUCGAAAGACACUCUUUGCUUAUGCGGAAUGAAGUACGUCUAGAGCACAUUCGCGAGGAACACGAGGCUCGAUUGAAGGCCUUGGAGCAUUUCAAAGCGGAAGAACGUGCUCAGCGACUACAGCAGUUUCAUGUGAUCAAAACCGAUGUCAAUCCGAGGAUGUACGAUGACAAGCUGAACUGGUGUCAUGGUCGCAUUUGCGACGGAUCGGGCGCAUGGCUGCUUAGGGACAAGGCUUUCACCCGUUGGCUGAAUUUCUCGGCUGGGACGCCGCCCGUUCUCUGGCUUCAAGGCAUUCCAGGUGCCGGCAAAACAUUUCUUGCCAGCUUAGCUAUCGAUAAGACACGCACAGUAGCCCACACGGCCUUCGCUUUCCUGAGUCACACAUACAGUAGCAGUACCUCAGCUCUGAGCGUGCUGCACUCUUUAAUAUUCCAGCUCGCAGGACGAAAUGAGGAUAUGCAGGAUGUGCUCUGCCAUUCCACCCACGACCGCAUCCGGAGUGAUGUUACUGUUGCUAUUGGGCUUCUCAGAGACUUAUUGAAUUGUGCAGGUCCCGCAUUUUUGGUUGUCGAUGGUGUGGAUGAGAUCGAAGAGCCUGAGCGUGGGAUUCUCCUCAAGCAGCUUCUAGUCUUGUCGGAAAAGUGCCCCGAAACGCGGGUCUUCAUCAGCAGUCGGCGAGAGAGCGACAUUGCUGCCAUUUUGGAAAAGAUAUCGGAGUCAAUUCGAAUUGACAAAAGAAACGAGGAAGGUAUUCAGGCAUUUAUAAGUCAGCAGCUGAGACAGAUGUUUGAAAGUCGUGAAUUUCCACCCGACGUCCAGACGCAAAUUCGCCAAUCCAUGGAGCCGCUAGCUUCAAAAGCCAAUGGAAUGUUCUUAUAUGCCAAGGUUGUCUUGAGCAGUAUUGAGCUGCUAGACGACGUCGCGGAGAUUUGCGAAGAGCUGAGCCUUCUACCAGAAGAUUUGGACAGCGCCUAUGCUCGAAUUCUACUUCGGAUUAAUAAUCUACGACCGCCAUCUGUCAAGGCAAAAGCCAGAAGAAUUCUAGCCUGGGUGGGCUGCUCACCCACGCCGUUGACUUUGCGGGAGAUGGAGCAAGCCCUGAGUAUUCAGCCCGGCAAUUUCAAUGCAGGAAGAACAUUGAGCGCAGCUCCAAAUCUCAACAAGCUAUGUGGACCAAUAGUUGAGGUUACUGGCGAAUACGUACAGUUUGUUCACUUUACGGUAAAAGAAUAUUUCUUUAGCACAGACGUAACCGACCAUAUCAGUUUGAUCGAUGGAACUUUCGACUUAGCCACAACCUGCAUUACGUAUUUCUGUCAGGGAUCUCACAAUCCUGAUGUCGUCAGCGAUGACGAUCAAUUCACCCAGCAUCUCAUUGAAGGUAGUUAUAGGCUGCACUAUUAUGCGCAAGAGAGAUGUUUUGAAGUCCUUCAGAUCUACCUACGCUGGUCGAAUAAUGCGAAGCCCCCCUCGAGCCUUUUUAAUUGCCUCAAUAUGUUGAUGGCUACGCUCAGGAAUGAUCAAUUCGCGCUCGCGGCGGAUGACGGACGCCUUAUAGAAGCUUCAUUUCUACAUAACUUUGAAGCAGAUCACCCAGAACUUUACCAGUUUCUGUACAACAUCUAUCGAUUCCGUUAUAUGUGCUCACAAGAAUCGUAUCAUCUCAAUGAAGAAACGAAAUGGGUUGAUUUCGAUCCACUGGUAUCAUCCCAAGUAUCAAUUCGGCUUUAUCAAUACAUCGGCAAAGUGCGGUGUACUUCCAGCUCUAACAAUGCCGGAUGCCAAUUCGGACUCCUCGACCGUGUUUUCGGUUUACAGCCCUACAAAUGCGGGUAUUUAAAUUGUCCUCUCCAACGCCGUGGGUUUGAGUCCAACGCCAUACAAAAGCGGCAUGAAGCCGAACAUACUCGUGUUUGGAAAUGUCCUGUUUCAGGUUGUGAGUAUGCAAGAAUUGGAUUCUUGUCUGCGAACAUGAGAGAUCAGCAUGCAAUCAAAGCUCACCGAAAGCCAAAUGAUUCGAUUGACAUUCUUCACGACAGCCAUAUGUCACCCGAAGACGAGUUUGAAUUUAUCCUAGAUCUAGUCAGGUCUAACGAUGUUGAGGCUAUCAAUUCCCUCGCCCCUACUGAAUUGGGGGCGAAACUUGGGUAUGUAUCCAGCAGCUCUUACAAACUCGGAAAGAUACUGGGAAGAAUUGGGUCUGCAUCAAUCGUGGGAGUACUUUUGCCAUAUGCCGAAUCACAGUACAUUUAUUUGGAAGCUAUACUGGCUUCGAAUACUGACGUUCUCAACUGGCUAAUUGAUGCAAAAAUAAAAGACAAAUAUUAUGCACAUUUACGAUUUGUUUGCAGAGAAUUCGCACGGUGCGAUUCGGCAGAGAUGCACGAUAUUGGCCGCAGAUGGUUUGCAAUGUCUCGAAAUGCAGAAUGCCAAGCCCCUCUCAAACUGUACGAUGCAGUCAUGAGUCAAGAUGUGAUCGGUGCUACAGCAAGCAAACCGGGCAGAGAGGACUUUUUAGUCUCACUGUGGGAUUCGGUUUGGUCAUAUUUCAGUCAAAGUUGGAUUUCACAGGCGUUGAAGAACGUUGCCAAGACAACUUGCUCUCUAAGACUCGGGCAGAUCCUGAUUCAACAUGGAGCCAAUGUUAAUGGGAUUGUCAAAGGUAGCAAGAUUUUGGCACUCGAAUAUGCAACCCGAAGAUCUACAGCGAAAAAUGCCGAAUUUGUCAAGUUUCUUCUGUUUCAUGGUGCUGAUGCACAGCCCACUUCAACCUCAGUUAUUAUAUCCAACCAGAUCGGGGCGAAGGAGAUAUCUCGUUGGCUUGGGACCUCGUGGGACGAAUUGGUGAAACAGGCCAAAGCCCAUAUAGAUGGGAACCUACCCGCUUUUUGA